Molecule: messenger RNA, 2358 nt
Organism: Purpureocillium lilacinum
Lineage: Eukaryota; Fungi; Ascomycota; Sordariomycetes; Hypocreales; Ophiocordycipitaceae
Biological process (GO): DNA replication; DNA replication initiation
Cellular component (GO): nuclear replication fork; nucleus
Molecular function (GO): single-stranded DNA binding; DNA replication origin binding
Source: RefSeq, a predicted model, not a curated record
AUGGCUCCAGAUGCCGAGCCCCAAUGGCCACCUCGAUCACCCCACGAAGCUCUCCUCAGCACGCCCGGCGGACGACAGCGCUAUAGAGAGCUGCUGAACCAGACGUCGCCCUCGCCCUCGCCCUCGAGGCGCCGACGCCUCAUGGCCGCCGCGAGCAUGUCACCAGGAAGUGGGCUGGGGGGGCACUUUGACGAAGACGACGACGAAGACGAGGAGACGUUGCAGCUGAAGCUGCAGGAGAUUCAGGCUCGACUCAGACUCAAGAAGUUGCAGAACGCAAAGAACAAAGAAAACUCUUUGGCCAAGACGUUCGACGAGGAUCAGCAGGCGCAACCACCCGCCUCUGGCGCCGAGUUGCGGAGAAACGCCCGGGCUAGCACCCCAGGCACCGAAGACUCCACGCGACUCGCAGUACGAAGCCAGGUACAGGUUCCUGCAUCCCCGAUCCGGCGGGCUCAGGCGCCCAUGCAGCAAACGUCCCCCAGCAGAGUCUUACUCGGAAUAGACAAGGGCCUCAAGGCAAAAGACAUUUCGCUGAAGCGAGCACCGAGCGCGCCCGGCGCCCGCACCUCGCGAGGAGGGGGUUACCUGGAAAAGUCGAGGUCUUCGAACUCUGUCUCCGCCACGCAGGAAGCUCCGAGACCCCUCAGCUUCAACGAGCGACUAGCCUCCGCCCGAACGGAGGAGGCCUUCCGGGCUACGAGGGAAGAAAAGAUUCGGCAAGUCAGGACAAAUGCAUUCGGCAUUGACAAGCAGGAAAUGGAAGAGUACAAGAAGCGCGCCGUCGACAUCUCGGACGAGCCCAUCGCGGCGCCAUCGUUUACCCGAGACCAGAUCAUGUCCAAGGGCAAGGCAUCAGGUUCUCUGCCACGCAGCAGGACAGUGCCAAACGUGGCAUCUCACGCGGAUAUUGCGGAGUCCAGCUCCUUUACUGAAAAGUCGUCACAGGACGUGGCGACAGGAGAAGGCGAGGAGGGAGCUUCGUCCUUUGAAUCAUAUUCAUGCUUUCACCUGUCACGGCGCAUCGUCCCGCACCGCGUUCUGGCGCGACACGUUUCUGGAAAGAAGAUGAUGAACAUCAAAGAGUUGCUGCGUGAUGUCAAGGCGCCAGACUUUGAACUGCCUGACGUCGAGCAAGACAUUGUUGUGUUUGCCAUUGUGGCCAAAAAGUCUGAACCCCGCGCCCACAAGCAGUCCGAAGCGAAGAAGGGCCGGCAGGACGAUCGGGGAAAGUACAUGGUCAUGACGCUGUGUGACCUGGACUUUGAACUUGACCUGUUCCUGUUCAACUCGGGAUUUACGAGGUUCUGGAAGCUGACGGAAGGGACGGUGGUUGCCAUUCUCAACCCAACCGUCAUGCCACCGCCGCCCGGGAGGCAGGACACGGGGCGAUUCAGUCUAGUCAUCAACUCGGAUGCCGAUACCAUCAUCGAGAUCGGCGCAGCCCGCGACCUAGGCUUCUGCCAGUCGGUGAAAAAGGAUGGGGACUUGUGCAGCGCUUGGGUCAACAAAAAGAGAACCCAGUUUUGCGAGUUCCACGCCAACGAGGCCGUUCGCAAGCAGCGCUCGACACGCAUGGAGGUCAACACGAGCGGCUUCGGGGACAGAGGGCGACGCGGAGGCCGCGGCGGGCGCGGCGGCGGGUCCAAGGAAUGGGACAGCGGCAGGAAGAAGGGGCCCGACAACUACGACUGGGAGACGAGGACGCAGUGGUUUGCGUCGAGGUCGUUCAGCGCGGCGGACCUCAUCGACGGCAAGGACCGGGCGCCCGCGGACCGCAAGGAAAAGUCCGAGUUCCUCAAGCGGAGUAUGGAGGCCAAGGAAAAGGAACGCGAGAUGAUGAAGCAGCUCGGCAAAGUGGGCAAUGCAGCGGGGCGCGAGUACAUGCUACGAGCGGGCGAGAAGAAGGCGGGCAGCGUGGCCUCGAGCGCGUCGCUGCGGGCCCUCACGGCGUCCGGGACGGCAGACGAGCCGCCCAAGCUGGACGCGGCAUCUCUGGGCCUGCAGAGCAAGGACCGGGCCAUCCACCUCAGCCCAAUCAAGCGCAAGCGGCCCGAGAGCUCGCAGGCAGGCUCCACGGCGGGCAGCGCCAGGGGGUCUGCUGUGGCCGGAGGUGGCUUUGGCUGGGGCAGCAGCCUGCGGAACAAGCUAUCGAGCAUGAAGGACGGAGAGAAGCUGCACACGCAAAAGAGCGGCUCUAAGUCGCCGGUGCGCAAGAAGACGCGGUUCGUGACGGAAAAGGGGAUCCGCGAGGCCGGGCGGGAGAGCCUGGGCAUGGACGCAGCCAACGCCGACGUGGCGGGCAGACAGCUGUCGCUGGACGACGACGAUGACGACGAACUGAUUAUUGUCAAGUAG